Chara braunii is the source of this 2340-nucleotide messenger RNA. The record is from the annotation of a GenBank genome assembly. NCBI's taxonomy places the organism in Eukaryota, Viridiplantae, Streptophyta, Charophyceae, Charales, Characeae.
GCCGGAGUGCACUCUCUCUCUCCCUCUCUCUCUCUCUCUCUCUCUCUCUCUCUCUCUCUCUCUGUGCGGUGUUGUGCGUGAAGACUCUCGCUCUCUCUGCGGGCCUGUGCGUGAAGACUCUCUUGCUCUCUCUGCGGUCUCGUGCAUGAAUACGUGGAGAGUUCCACUUACAGACGGCCCAAAAAGGAAAUAGGUCAGUUCGCGUGAGAAUCAAUUUCUUCUGGCUGGAGCAGAGAGAAGGGGCGUGAUGUCGGGUAAAAAGAGAAAGGCAUCGGACGAUGCCGUGGCCAGAACAGGAGCACGGGCAGAUGAAGGAGUAGUGGCAUUUGAGGCGAUGGGACUCGAUCCCCGGGUGCUUCAGGCGCUAAAGAAGGCUGAAAUCUCCGUACCCACACCAGUUCAGGAAAAAUGUAUUCCCCUGGCAUUGGAGGGCAAAGACGUUGUGGCUAGAGCGAAAACGGGAUCGGGAAAGACGCUGGCGUAUCUGCUUCCUCUUGUUCACAAACUCCUCAGCUCUGAGCGAUCGACGUUGGCAGCAGACGGCACAGCCAAUCAGCCUUCCAUGCGAGCGGUGAUCUUGGUCCCGACACGAGAACUCUGUCAGCAGAGGGCAGCAUUGGCAGCAUCGCCUGAUAUAGUUGUCACGACACCUGCGCGGUUCGCACAGUGCUUGAAAGAGGGAGUGAUAUCGGAAGCAGCAUUGCAGGGGGGGAAUUUACAGACCCUGGUUCUUGAUGAGGCGGACCUGUUGUUAUCGUAUGGGUAUGAGGAGGACCUGCGCCAGAUUGCUGCUCUUGUGCCAAGGCACUGUCAAUGUUUGCUGAUGUCGGCAACAACCAGCACAGAGGUGGACCGGCUGAAGAAGCUCGUCCUUCAUAAUCCAGCCAUUCUGACACUGACGGAGGUUGAUGGGACAGAGGGAGGAGCCGGUGUGCCGGACACUGUUCAACAGUUUGUGCUGAACUGCAGGAAAGAGGAUAAGCUGCUUUAUACGCUGGCACUUCUGAAGUUGCGUGUUGUGCAGAAAAAGGUGCUUAUGUUUGUGAAGACAAUUGAUGAUGGCUAUCGGUUGAAGUUGUUCUUGGAACAGUUUGGUAUUCAUUCAGCCGUUCUGAACUCCGAAGUGCCGCAGAAUUCUCGCCAGCACAUAUUACAGGAGUUCAAUCGGGGGCUUUUUGACUACUUGGUGGCAACAGAUGACUCGAAAGGCGAUGAAGAAGAAGGAGAGAAGGAUGGGACGGUUGGUAACGAAACGGCAGGAGACGGCAAGCCUAAGAAAAAGAAAAUAAAAAAGCGAAAGCGAUUGGGUGCGGGGGAGUUUGGCGUUGUGAGGGGAAUUGAUUUCAAGAAUGUCUGUACGGUAAUAAAUGUUGAUAUGCCAGCAACCGCAUCUGGGUACGUGCACCGUGUCGGGCGAACUGGCCGAGCAGGGCAAACAGGAGUUGCGGUGUCCCUAGUGCUUCCUGAGGAGGAGAGUUUGCUGGCAGAGAUUGAGGCAGCCAUUGCGGCAGAUGCAGCGUCUGAUGAUGAGGCAGGGAAUUGUGAAAGCGCCAUAACUCCUGGGACAGUAAUUGGAAGGUUUCCGAACUUGACGAAGGACGCAGUUGAGGCUCUGCGGUAUCGGGCGGAGGAUGUUGCGAGAGGAGUGACCAGGUUGGCAGUGCGGGAAGCAAGGGCACUUGAACUUCGGCUAGAACUCCUCAAUUCAGAGAAGCUUAGAGCACAUUUUGAAGACAACCCGAAAGAUUUGGAGCUGCUGAAGCACGACAAAAUCCUCUCGAAGCAGCAGCCGCUUCGGCAUCUCAAGUCGUUGCCCUCCUACCUUAGGGACCCCACAGUUGAAGCAGCUAGCCAGAGAGUUGGCAUGGCUGAAGCUGCCAUGGGUGGCCGCAGACAAAGCUCGAGGAUGAAGCGGCGAGGAGGAAAAGACAGAGAUCCUCUGCGCAGCAUUGCACGGAAGAAGGGAGGCUUCAAGCAGCGAGGUGGAGAGACCGGUGGAAGAAAAGCGUUCAAAGGAAAGCAUGCUGGGAAGAAGAGAUAAGACUGAUAUCAUAUGGAAACAUUGGCAUUUGGCACGUAGAGGUUUGUAGGUACAGGGAGAGUGCCCGAGAUCUUGAAGAGCAGAGAGUAACUGUAGUUUUCAUUGGCAGAAUGAUGUGUCAUCUCAUUCAGGUGGUGGUCAUUUUGGAGCAAUAUAUCUCUUUGGUGUAUUUCACAUCUCGUCAGACAUUGUUCGCGUUUUCUUCCUCACAGUUUCCCUCGGCAUCUGUGCAGCCCAUCAGUCUCUGUUGCAUAACUCUGCCGCAAGCUGUUGUAAGUUGUCUCAAGGCACAUUCCAUU